CAUGACGAAUCUUUUUCCAUUCAAGAAUUAACGUCAAUGUUACCGACGUCAUUUGGAUCACAAAAAAAGAAAACUGCCUCUUCGGAUGUUUUCUCGAAAACGAGAAGAAAAGAUGAGCAGGAAGAGAUCAAACCAAGCACAUCAGAUCAGACAACACCAAAGAAUAAACGUAUAAGGCAUACCGAUGAGGACAGUGAGACUUCACGUAGUGUCUCUGCAUUAACCCUUGAUCCUGCUGGUGCACGGCUUAUUACGGGAAGUUAUGAUUAUGAUGUAAAAUUUUGGGAUUUUGCAGGAAUGGAUUCUACAUUUCGUCCGUUUCGAACUAUUAAACCAUGUGGCGAUCACCAAAUUCAUCAUUUAGAAUACAGCUUAAGUGGUGACCAAUUUUUAAUCAUAUCCGGUACCGCACAAGCAAAGCUUUAUGAUCGUGAUGGAUUCGAAAUUGAAGAGUAUAUUAAGGGUGAUCCCUAUAUUAGAGACAUGCGAAACACAAGUGGCCAUAUAGCUGCUUUGACAUGUGGGGGUUGGCAUCCAAAUGAUAGACAGACUUUCUUUACUGGUUCUGCUGACAGUACAAUUAGAAUAUGGGAUGUAGAAAAUAAACGCAAGCAGAAACAUGUGCUUGUACAUAAGUCUAAAGAACGCGGAGGAAGAAGUGCUAUAACUGCAGGAUGCUAUAGCCCAGAUUCAAAAUUUUUGGCUGGAGCCUCUUUAUAUGGGGUGGUAACGGCCCUUAUAUUCGUCCUUCUCAUGCAAAUUAUUGAAAAGGCUCAUCAACAACAUAGUGAAACUUCUUCAAUAGUAUUUUCCAGAGAUAAUUUGUCAAUAGUAACAAGAGGUGGCGAUGAUUGUGUAAAAGUUUGGGAUGUGCGUAAUUUUAAAAAUGCUGUAGCCCAGGCCAAAGGAUUAACAACUUUUAAUGCAGAAACUAACGUAAUAUUUAGUCCUGAUGAACGAUUGAUUAUUACCGGUACUGCCACCAAAAAAGGAGAAGGCUAUGGAAAAUUGGUGAUGAUGGACCGUAAUUCAUUAGAGAUUGUUCGUACAAUGAGUAUUACACAAUCUAGUGUUAUUCGAGUUUUAUGGCAUUCAAGGAUCAAUCAGAUCGUUACCGGAAGUGCGGAUGGAUUGGUUCAUGUAUUCUACGAUCCAGUUAUAAGUGUUCGGGGCGCCAAAUUGUGUGUUGUUAAAGAGCCUAAGAAACGGGCUAUUGACGACUAUGAGAUCAAUCGUCCUAUUAUUGCACCGCACUCAUUAUCAAUGUUCCGAGAUGACAGACCAAAGUCGACAAAGCGAAAGAGAGAAAAAUUACGCAAAGAUCCUAUUGCAUCACACAGACCGGACCUUCCUGUUAAUGGUCCCGGUAAGGGUGGUAAGAUUGGUAGCAGCUUAACACAGCACAUAAUGAAAGAGUUGAUAAAGGAUACGACUAGAGACGAAGAUCCUCGCCAGGCUUUAUUGAAAUUUGCGGAAGUAUCUCAAAGUGAUCCGCAAUGGAUUGGAAACGCUUAUAAAAAAACACAACCAGAGCCUAUAUUGGCCGAUACCACUGGUGAGGAUGAAGAGGAAACUCAAAAAUA
This is a messenger RNA of Racocetra persica, 1583 nucleotides long. The record is from the annotation of a GenBank genome assembly. NCBI's taxonomy places the organism in Eukaryota, Fungi, Glomeromycota, Glomeromycetes, Diversisporales, Gigasporaceae.